Molecule: messenger RNA, 566 nt
Organism: Populus trichocarpa (black cottonwood)
Lineage: Eukaryota; Viridiplantae; Streptophyta; Magnoliopsida; Malpighiales; Salicaceae
Product: arabinogalactan protein 41
Exons: 2
Coding region: 156-365 (69 amino acids)
Source: RefSeq, a predicted model, not a curated record
CGAAUCAGCAACGGAAACAUCAUCAAAUCAUUCAUCCAUUUUAUUCUUGCCCUAAAAAAGGCACUAACCUCUCUCUCUCUCUCUCUCUGCGCCUGCUCUUCAUAACCGCAGACUUUUGAGAGGUUGCAGUGAGAGAAAUCAAAAGAAAAAGAAAAAUGGCUGGUGUUUCCAGGGUUGUUGCAGCUGUAGUUGCUCUUCUUGUUGUUUUUGCCAUCGUUUUGCCCAUUGCUCAGGCCCAAGCUCCUGCCCCUGCCCCUACCAGUGAUGGGACAUCAAUUGACCAAGGCAUUGCGUAUGUGCUGAUGAUGGUGGCACUAGCACUCACGUACCUCAUUCACGCGGCAGACUUAUCCCACAGCUUCUGAAUUGGUUCAAAUUUGGAGGAGGUAGAAUAGGGGGAGGUUGGGGCGGGUUAGAUAUUGGGAAUGGUGUGAAUAUAUCUUUUAUUUUCUUCUGUGAUCAAGGGUCUUGUUUUGUAUGAACACGGUGUUUCUGACUUGUGACGACGAAUUUGUUGUUAUUGGGAUUUGUGGUUGUUGCUAAUGCCAUCUUCUUGUUCGGAGGCA